AUGCGUUUCUCUACUCAGACCCUCAUUGCUCUCAUGGCCUCUCCUCUGUUGGCCCUUGCCGAUGGCAACACUUUCACCAACUCCAACUACAAUGGCAUCACUGCCGGCAAGACCUUUGACCUGACCUGGAAGCCUACCACCUCCGGCACCGUCUCCAUCAUCCUCCGCUCCGGCGCCAGCAACAACCUCACUCCUGGAGUCUACGUUGCCCAGGGCCUCACCAACUCUGGUAGCUACAGCUGGACUGUUCCCAGCGACAUCACUCGCGGCACCGACUACGCCCUCGAGAUCGUCGACGACUCCAACCCCAACGACACCUCCAACACAGCCUACACUCCCCAAUUCGUCAUUGACAGCACAAACACCGUUGCCUCGAGCACCUCGUACAUCAGCCAAGCCUCGUCCGCUGCCUCUUCUGCCUCGUCUGCCGCCUCGUCUGGCAUCAGCAGCGCAAACUCCUCUGCCUCGUCGGCAUCAAAGUCUGCUUCCUCGGCCUCGUCCUCGGCCUCCAAGUCUGAGAGCAGCGCUGCCAGCUCGGCUAGCAAGUCAGAGUCGAGCGCUGCUUCUUCGGCAUCAAAAUCCGCUAGCUCUGCUGCCAGCUCGGCUUCGUCGAGGGCUUCGUCUGCUACUAGCUCUGCUGCUGCCACUUCCACUGGUGGUGCUGUUGCUUCUGCCAUGCCCUACGGUCUUUUGGCUCUUGUUGCCGCCGCUGCUCUGUAA
Aureobasidium namibiae CBS 147.97 is the source of this 720-nucleotide messenger RNA. RefSeq lists its product as uncharacterized. The transcript has 2 exons. The record is from RefSeq and is a predicted model, not a curated record. Bases 1 to 720 code for a protein of 239 amino acids. NCBI's taxonomy places the organism in Eukaryota, Fungi, Ascomycota, Dothideomycetes, Dothideales, Saccotheciaceae.